This is a messenger RNA of Manacus vitellinus (golden-collared manakin), 1913 nucleotides long. RefSeq names its product fucose-1-phosphate guanylyltransferase (gene FPGT). The record is from RefSeq and is a predicted model, not a curated record. Gene Ontology annotation, molecular function: transferase activity, transferring phosphorus-containing groups. NCBI's taxonomy places the organism in Eukaryota, Metazoa, Chordata, Aves, Passeriformes, Pipridae.
AUGCCGGGUCGAGUUGCGGCGGGCGGCAGCGCUGGUUCCCCGGCCCCGGCAGUGCCGGCGUGGGCGGGCAGCAGGCGCGGCGCGGCGGGAGUGACACGGCCGGGGCUGGCGCGGUUCGCGGCGCAUGCGAGACGGCGGCGGACGCGGCGCAGGCCGGGCGCGUUCCCGGAACAGCUGGCGGAGAAGCUCGCGGGGGAGCUUGCCCAGGGGCGUCGAUACCACGUGGUGCCCCGACCCGCCGGGCCCAGGAUCGGAAAUGGUGGAUCAACUCUUCAUGUUCUUCAGUACUUGGAAGAUCUGUAUGGUGAUCAGUGGGCUUCCUUCACUGUGCUGCUAAUCCAUUCUGGUGGUUACAGCCAGCGUUUGCCAAGUGCAAGUGCCCUGGGGAAGAUCUUCACGGCCCUGCCGUUCGGCAAUCCCGUUUACCAGAUGCUGGAGCUGAAGCUGGCCAUGUACAUCGACUUCCCCCGUCACAUGAAACCAGGAAUCCUCGUCACGUGUUCGGAUGACAUAGAGCUGUACAGCACUGAAGUGACAGAAACCAUCGCGUUGGAUAAACCUGGGUUUACCGCGUUGGCUCACCCCUCAGAUUUGGCAGUCGGGACCACUCACGGGGUGUUUGUCUUAGAUCCGUCCAGUUUUUCAGGAAAAGGAGGAGUGGAAUAUGCAUCUUGCCAUCGUUUCCUGCACAAGCCUGACAUGGAGAUGAUGCGUCAGAGCGGUGCAGUGUGCGUGAGGGGGCAUUGCUCCUCUGGGAACCACGGUGACUCAGGAAUGGCCUCGGAGUGUGUGUACACAGACAGCAUAUUCUACAUGGAUCACCUCACUGCAAAGCAGCUACUGAUGUUCUAUAAGCAAAGCACACUUUGCUAUGAAAUAGAUGCAUAUGGUGACUUUCUCCAGGCCCUGGGACCCGGAGCCACUCCAGAUUAUACCAAAAACAUGAGUAAUGUCACCAAGGAGGACUUGGGGUUGGUGGAAGUGCGGCAGCAGUUAUACUCCCUCCUGCAAGGAACUGCCCUCAAUGUCAUAGUCCUCAACAACUCCCAGUUCUACCACAUUGGAACUACUCAGGAGUAUUUAUUUCAUUUUACUGCUGAGAGCAAACUGAGAUUUGAGCUUGACUUGCUGCCUGUGGCUUUUAGCAUCUUUCCUGACACAGCCAAGACCUCAGAUCAGUCAAGCGUCAUCCAGAGCAUCCUUGAGCCCAGAUGUGUGAUAGGGCCUGGGUCUGUCAUUGAAUACUCCAGGAUUGGGCCUGAGGUCUCGGUAGGGAAGAGCAGCAUUGUUAGUGGGUCCUACAUAAGUUUCAGUGUAGACAUACCCUCACGCUGCUUCCUGAGUUCAGUAACUGUGAAAAUUAAUGAUCAAGUUGAGUAUGUCACCAUGGUGUUUGGUGUAGGAGACGACUUGAAGAAGACUGUGAAAUUGCUGUCGGAUAUACGCUCGCUCCAGUUUUUUGGAGCCAGCUUAGCAAAAUGCCUGGACCUCUGGAGCGUAGAGGCUUCGGACCAGCUCUUCUCCAGUGGGAACACGCGUUUGGGGCUGUGGACUGUGAGGAUUUUUCCUGUUUGUUCUACUCUAAGUGAAUCUGUUAGGAUGUCACUGAAGAUGUUGAAUUCUGUGCAGCACAUGUCACCUUUCAAACUGAGUGGCUUUCAGCUCUUGUCUAUUGAAGAAAUGCUCGCCUACAAAGAUGUAGAAGGCAUGCUGAAGUUUAGGAAGCAAAUUUAUGAUGAAGUCUGUCUACAAAGGCAAAAAGAGAAGUCUGAUUGUAGAAUGAACUGUACUUGAACAAAUCUGUUUUCAUUUGUGGGUGAUUGAUUACUUCACAGCUUAUAAGAAUCCUGAGGAAAAAGUACACAGAUCUUUUCUCUGAUCUCAUUGAAGUAAUAAUAAAGAAAUUACAUUAA